This is a messenger RNA of Agelaius phoeniceus (red-winged blackbird), 1439 nucleotides long. Lineage: Eukaryota; Metazoa; Chordata; Aves; Passeriformes; Icteridae. The record is from RefSeq and is a predicted model, not a curated record.
UUGGGGGAAUGAGCUCUGUGGGACCCCUGGGUGCUCCUUGCUGGGGUCUCUCCCCGUGUGCAGGGUGCCCUGUUCCCCCUGGGGAAGGGGGGAGAUGUCUGUGUGACCCCUCGGUUCUCUUCGGGGAGUAGGGGGCUCUGCAGGGCCCCGCUGGGAUGAGAGGGUGCUUUGCAGGACACUGGGGUCCCCUUUGGGUGGGGGGUGCCCUGUGGGAUCCCCGGGUUCCUCCAUGGGUGAGGGAUGGCUCUGCCAGUACCUGGAUCCCCUUUGGGGUGUGGGGAUCUGUUGGGGGGGUUGAGGAUCUGUGGGAUCCCAUUUGUGGGGGGCUGCUCUGCCAGACGCUUCCCUCCCCUUCCGGGGCUGCUCCGGGUGGGUUGGGGUGACUCUGCCGGACCCACACCUGCACGCAAUGACCCUGGUGAGGAUGAGGGGUGUCCCCAGAGCCCCCCUGCCCUCCCAGCCCGCAGCACCAUGCGUCUGUCGGUCCUGCUGAGCGCGGCACGGCCGCGGCUGCCCCCGGGCUACCGGCACGGAACGUGGCCGCCCGACUCCACCGCCGCCCGGCUCCGCAACCCCCCGGGGCAGCGCCGCCGUAAGGUCUUCGUGGAACCCAUCGCCAAGGACGACUGGAAGGUGUUCAAGGGUGACACGGUGCAGGUGCUGGCCGGGAAGGACGCGGGGAAGCAGGGCUUGGUCAGCCAGGUGGUGCAAGCCCGCAACUGGGUGGUGGUGGAAGGACUGAACACGCACUAUCGCUACAUCAACCGCACCGCCAAGUACUCGGGCACCUACAUCGCCAGCGAGGCGCCUCUGCUGCUCAGCCAGAUCAGCCUGGUGGACCCUGAGGAUCGGAAGCCCACGGAGGUGGAGUGGAGGUUCACGGAGGAGGGCGAGCGCGUCCGCGUGUCGCUGCGCAGCGGCCGCAUCCUGCCCGUGCCCCCGCAGCCACGCAAGGACGGCGUCGUGCCUGAGCAGUGGAUCGAUGGCCCCAAGGACACGUCCCAGGAGGACGCGCUGGCCAAGACGUACCGGCCGUCGCUGAAGACCUUUGAGGAGGAGAUCAUGGAUGCCAUGGGCAUUGUGGAGACACGCCGGGCCAAGAAAUCCUACUGGUAUUAACUGGGAGAGCUGGGAGCCCCCUGAGGAAGGCCAAGAAAUCCUACUGGUAUAAACUGGGGCAGCUGAGAGGCAGCUGAGAGCCCCCUGAGGCGGGCCAAGAAAUCCUCCUGGUAUUAACUGGGAGAGCUGAGAGCCCCCUGAGGCAGGCCAAAAAAUCCUACUGGUAUUAACUGGGAGAGCUGGGAGUCUAGAAAUCCUAUUGGUAUAAACUAGGAGAGCUGGGAGCUCCCUGAAGAAGGCCAAGAAAUCCUCCUGGUAUUAACUGGGGGAGUUGGGGGCCCCCCAAGGUGGGCUCUGCAAUAAACACCCCCUCAAUUUGC